Messenger RNA from Metarhizium album ARSEF 1941, 1500 nucleotides. RefSeq names its product aromatic-L-amino-acid decarboxylase. The transcript is spliced from 2 exons. The record is from RefSeq and is a predicted model, not a curated record. Bases 1 to 1500 code for a protein of 499 amino acids. Gene Ontology annotation, molecular function: pyridoxal phosphate binding; carboxy-lyase activity. Lineage: Eukaryota; Fungi; Ascomycota; Sordariomycetes; Hypocreales; Clavicipitaceae. Gene Ontology annotation, biological process: amino acid metabolic process.
AUGGACACCACGGAAUUCAGAACGGCGGCCAAGGCGGCCAUCGACGAGAUCGCCGACUACCACGACAAGGUCUCGUCCAGACGCGUCGUCUCCGACGUCCAGCCCGGCUAUCUGCGCCCCCUGCUGCCUCCGUCGGCACCCCUAGACCCCGAGCCAUUCGAGGCCAUCCGCGCCGACAUCCAGGACAAGAUCAUGCCCGGCAUCACGCACUGGUCCAGCCCCGGCUUCAUGGCCUUCUUCCCCGCGUCGAGCAGCUACCCCGCGGCCAUUGCCGAGAUGUACUCCAACGCCUUUAGCGGCGCUCACUUCAACUGGAUCUGCAGCCCUGCCGUGACGGAGCUCGAGACCAUUGUGCUCGACUGGCUCGCCCAGGCCCUCGGUCUCCCCGAGUGCUUCACAUCCGCCGGGAGCACGCGCGGCGGCGGCGUCCUGCACGGCUCCGCGAGCGAGGCCAUCCUCACCGUCAUGGUCGCCGCGCGGGACAAGUACAUUGCCGCCCGGACGGCGCACCUCGGCGACGGGGAGGAAAGGGAAGAGGAGACGUGGCGCCUGCGGAGCAAGCUCGUGGCCGUCGGCAGCGCGGGCGCGCACUCGAGCACCAAGAAGGCCGCCCAGGUGCUCGGCGUGCGCUUCGCCACCGUCCCCAUCCGCGAGGAGGACGGGCUGGCCAUGACGGGCGACGCCCUGGCCAGGACGCUCGACGAGCUCGCCGCCAGGGGCCUCGAGCCCUUCUACCUCACCACCACCAUGGGCACCACCGACGUCUGCGCCGUCGACGACUUCCCCGGCAUAGCCGACGUCCUCGGGGCCCGAGCCGCGGCCGGCAGCGCCGAGCUCUUCGUCCACGUCGACGCCGCGUACGCCGGGUCGGCCCUCCUGCUCCCCGAGAACCAGCACAUGGCCGCCGCCUGGUCGCGCUUCCACUCCUUCAACUUCAACCCGCACAAGUGGAUGCUCACCACGUUCGACUGCAGCGCGACCUUUGUGCGCUCCCGCGCCGACCUCGUCGCCGCGCUGAGCAUCAACCCGCCCUACCUGCGCAACCAGUUCUCGGACAGCGCGCUCGUCACCGACUACAGGGACUGGCAGAUCCCGCUGGGCCGCCGCUUCCGCUCCCUCAAGCUGUGGUUCGUCCUGCGGAGCUACGGCAUCAGGGGCCUGCAGGCGCACAUCCGCAACGGCGUGGCCAUGGGCGAGAAGCUGGAGGGGAGGCUGGCCAGCAGGAAGGACUUGUUUGUCCUCUUCACGCGCGCCAGGUUCGGCCUGCUCUCGCUGCGCGUCGCCGGCAGGGACGAGGACGAGGUGAACGCGCGCACCGAGACCGUCUACGAGGCCGUCAACGCCGCCGGCAAGUUCUACCUGACGAGCACCGUCGUCGGCGGCAAGUUUGCCAUCCGGGUGUGCUUGGGGGUGCCGAGCGUCCGGGAGGAGCAUGUGCAGGGUGUGUUUGAGGCCCUGGUCACCCAGGCCGAGAGGGUUUGCGGUCAUUUGCCGAACUAG